This is a messenger RNA of Acanthosepion pharaonis, 5739 nucleotides long. The record is from the annotation of a GenBank genome assembly. Lineage: Eukaryota; Metazoa; Mollusca; Cephalopoda; Sepiida; Sepiidae.
AUGUCUUCCUAUAUUGUUCAUAUCUGUCUCUAUCUCUCUAUCUAUCUAUCUCAGCCUGUUCUCUAUCUCUCACUAUCUCAGCUGUCUCUCUCUAUGUCUAUAUCUCUGUUCUAUCUAUCUCAGUCCUGUUCAUAUCUGUCUCUCUGUCUCUCAGUCUAUUCAUCUAUCUAUCUAGCUCCUGUUCAUAUCUCUCUGGUCUAUCUGUUCAGUCUCUCAGCUGUUCAUAUCUAUCUGUCUAUCUAUCUAUCUAUCUAUCUCAGUCUGUUCAUUAUCUCUAUCUGUCUUAUCUAUCUCUGUUCAUCUUCAUCUAUCUAUAUCUCAGCCUCUGUCUCUCUGUCUAGCUAUCUCUGUUCAUCUUCAUAUCUCAGUCCAUUCAUAUCUGUCAUCUAUCUAUCUAUCAGUCUCAUUCAUAUCUCAUCUAUCUAUCUCUCUGUCUAUUCAUCUCUAUCUAUCUCAGCUUGUUCAUAUCAUGUCUAUCUAUCUAUCUAUCUCAGUCUGUUCAUUCUCUCUCUGUCUCUCUGUCUAUCUAUCUAUCUAUCUCAGUCCAUUCAUAUCUGUCUAUCUAUCUAUCUAUCUAUCUAUCAGUCUGUUCAUUAUCUGCCUAUCUCUCUCUCUCUCUAUCUAGCUAUCUCAGCCUGUUCAUGUAUCUGUCUAUCUAUCUAUCUAUCUAUCUCAGUGCUCAUUAUCUGCCUGUCUCUCUGUCUAUCUAUCUAUCUCUUUUUGUCAGUCUAUUCUAUCUAUCUAUCUGUUCUAUCUAUCUAUUAUCUAUCUAUCUCAGUCCAUUAUCUGCCUAUCUCUCUCUGUCUCUAUCUAUCUUUCUCAGCCUGUUCAUAUCUAUCUAUCCUAUCUAUCUCCAGUCUAUCUCUGCCUAUCUAUCUCUGUCUCUUCAUAGCUAUCUCAGCCUGUUCCUCUAUCUCAUAUCUAUAUAUCUAUCUCAGUCUGUUCAUCUAUCUCUCUUUUGUCUAUCUAUCUAUCUAUCUCAGUCUGUUCAUAUUAUCAUAUCUGUCACUAUCUAUCUGUCUAUCUAUCUCAUCUAUUCUGUAUCUCAGUCUAUCUAUCUAUAUCUCAGUCUGUUCAUUAUCUGCCUAUCUCUCUGCUCUAUCUCUAUCUCUGUUCAUAUCUAUCUAUCUAUCUAUCUAUCUAUCUAUCUCAGUCUGUUCAUUAUCUACUGUCUCUCUUGUCUCUAUCUAUCUAUCUAUCUCAGUCCAUUCAUAUCUAUCUAUCUAUCUAUCUAUCUAUCUUCAGUCUGUUCAUUAUCUGCCUAUCUCUCUGUCUCUCUAUCUAUCUAUCUCAUCUAUCAGCCUAUUCAUAUCUAUCUAUCUAUCUAUCUAUCUAUCUCCAUCUAUCUGUCUCUCUAUGUCUAGCUAUCUAUCUCAGCCUGUUCCUUAUCUAUCUAUCUAUCUAUCUAUCUCAUCUAUUCAUAUCUCUCUCUGUCUCUAUCUAUCUAUCUCAUCCUGUUCUUUCUAUCUAUCUAUCUAUCAGUCUGUUCAUAUCUAUCUAUCUAUCUAUCUAUCUCAGCUAUUCAUCUAUCUGCCUAUCUCUAUCUAUCUAUCUCAGCCUGUUCAUAUCUAUCUAUCUAUCUAUCUAUCUAUCUAUCUAUCUAUCUAUCUAGUCUAUCUCAUCUGUUCAUUAUCUGCCUAUCUCUCUUUCUAUCUAUCUAUCUCAGUCUAUUCAUAUCUGUCUAUCUGUCUAUCUAUCUCAGUUCAUUAUCUCAUAUCUCUCUCUCUCUCUGUCUAUCUAUCUAUCUGUUCAUCUCAUAUCUGUCUCUCUCUAUCUAUCUAUCUAUCUAUCUCUCCAGUCUGUUCAUUAUCUGCCUAUCUCUCUCUGUCUAUAUAUCUAUCUAUCUCCAGUCCAUUCUAUCUAUCUAUCUAUCUCAGUCUGUUCAUUAUCUGCCUAUCUCUCUCUGUCUCUAUCUAUCUAUCUCAGCCUGUUCAUAUCUAUCUAUCUAUCUAUCUAUCUAUCUAUCUAUCUAUCUCAGUCUGUUCAUUAUCUGCCUAUCUCUCUCUGUCUCUAUCUAUCUAUCUAUCUCAGCCUGUUCAUAUCUAUCUAUAUCUAUCUAUCUAUCUAUCUAUCUAUCUAUCUCAGUCUGUUCAUUAUCUGCCUAUCUCUCUCUGUCUCUAUCUAUCUCUCCCAGUCCUAUCUAUCUAUCUAUCUAUCUAUCUAUCUCUAUCUCUGUCUUAUCUGCCUAUCUCUCUCUGUCUCUAUCUAUCAUCUAUCUAUCUCAGUCAUAUCUAUCUGUCUAUCUAUCUAUCUAUCUAUCUAUCCUGGCUAUCUCUCAGUCUGUUCAUUAUCUGCCUCUCUCUCUCUCUAUCUAUCUAUCUAUCUAUCUCAGCCUGUUCAUAUCUAUCUAUCUAUCUAUCUAUCUACCUCAUCUAUCUAUCUGUCUCUCAGUCUGUUCAUCUAUCUAUCUAUCAUCUAUCUCUCUGUCUGUUUCAUUGUCUGCCUAUCUCUCUCUGCUCUAUCUAUCUGGCUAUCUAUCUCAGCCUGUUCAUAUCUAUCUAUCUAUCUAUCUAUCUCAGUCUGUUCAUCUCAGUUUUGUCUCUAGCUAUCUCUAUCUAUUCAUAUCUGUCAUCUAUCUAUCUAUCUAUCAGUACAUUCAUAUCUGUCUAUCUAUCUAGCUAUCUCAGCCUGUUCAUCUCUGUCUAUUCAUCUAUCUAUCUCUAUCUGUCUAUCUAUCUAUCUCAGCCUGUUCAUUAUCUGCUAUCUCAUCUGUCUCUAUCUAUCUAUCUAUCUCAGUCUGUUCAUAUCUAUCUAUCUGUCUAUCUAUCUAUCUAUCUCUAUCCAUUCAUCUAUCUCAGUCUGUUCAUUAUCUGCCUUCUCUCUGUCUCUAUCUAUCUAUCUAUCUCAGCCUGUUCUAUCUAUCUCAGCUGUUCAUCCUGUCUAUCUAUCUAUCUAUCUAUCUCAGUCUGUUCAUUAUCUCUGUCUCUCUCUGUCUCUAUCUAUCUAUCUAUCUCAGUCUGUUCAUAUCUAUCUAUCUGUCUAGCUAUCUCACUAUCUCAUUCCUGUUCAUGUCUGUCUAUCUAUCUAUCUAUCUAUCUCAGCUGUUCAUUAUCUGCCUAUCUUCUGUCUCUCUCUCUCUAUCUAUCUCAUCUAUCAGUAUCUGUUCUAUCUAUCUAUCUUUUGUCUAGCUAUCUCAGUCUAUUCAUUAUCUGCCUAUCUCUCUCUGUCUCUAUCUCUCUACAUUCUCAUCUGUUCAUAUCUGGCUAUCUAUCUCAGCUAUCUAUCUAUCUAUCUCACUUUCUCUGUACCUUCAUAUCUGUCUCUCUAUCUAUCUAUCUAUCUAUCUCAUUCAUGUCUGUCUCUCUAUCUAGCUAUCUCAGCCUGUUCAUAUCUAGUCUCUAUUCUCUGUCUGCCUAUCUCUCUCUGUUCAUCUAUCUUCUCAGCCUAGCUAUCUCAGUCUAUUCUAUCUGUCUAUCUAUCUAUCUUUCUCUCUGUACAUUCUAUAUCUAUCUGCCUAUCUCCUGUUCUCUAUCUAUCUAUCUCUAUCUCAGUCCUCAGUCUGUCUAUCUAUCUAUCUAUCUAUCUAUCAUCUAUCUAUCUCAGUCUGUUCUAUCUAUCUUUCUCUCCUGUCUAGCUCUUUCUGUCUAUCUAUCUCUGUCUGUUCUAUCUAUCUAUCUAUUCUAUCUCUCUAUUUAUCUAUCUAUCUAUCUCCCAUCUGUUUCAUUAUCUGUUCUAUCUCUCUCUCUCUCUAUCUAUCUAUCUCUCUGUUUCAUACUAUUCAUAUCUAUCUCUCUAUCUAUCUAUCUAUCUAUCUAUCUAUCUCAGCCUGUUCAUUCAUCUGCCUAUCUCUCUCUGUCUCUAUCUUUUGUCUAUCUAUCUCAGCCCAUUCAUAUCUAUCUAUCUAGCUAUCUCUCUGUACAUUCUAUCUGUCUCUCUCUUUGUAUCUGCCUAUCUAUCUGUCUCUCCCUAUCUAUCUAUCUAUCUCACUGUAUCUCUGUCCAUCUCAUCUAUCUAUCAUCUAUCUCAAUGUCUCAGCCUGUUCUCUCUAUCUCUCUAUCUCUCUCAUGUCUCUAUCUGUCUGUCUCUCUCUCUCUGUUCAUAGCUAUCUCAUCUCAUAUCCUGUUCAUGUCUGUCUCUCUAUCUAUCUAUCUCAGCCUGUUCAUUCAGCUAUCUCAGUCUGUCUCUAUCUUUCUUUUUCUCAGUCCAUUCUAUCUAUCUAGUCCAUUCAUAUCAUCUUAUCUCUCUCCAUUCAUGUCUCUGUCUGUCUUUCUCUCUGGCUAUUCUAUCUACCUCUCAGCCUGUUCAUAUCUUCAUGUCUGUCUCUGUCUAUCUAUCUAUCUCAGCCUGUUCAUAUCAGUCUCUAUUCAGCUAUCUCAGUCUGUUCAUCUGUCUUUUUGUCUAUCUAUCUCAGUCCAUUCAUAUCUGUCACUCUGUCUAUCUAUCUAUCUAUCUGUCUAUCUGUCUAUCUAUCUCAGUCUGUUCAUAUCUGUCCCUAUCUCUCUCUGUCUCUAUCUAUUUUUCUCUCUAUCUCAGCCCAUUCAUAUCUGUCUCCUCUGUUCUAUCUAUCUAUCUAUCUCAGCCUGUUCAUCCCUGUCUGUGUCUAGCUUGUUCAUCUCUCUAUCUGUUCAUCUGUGUCUAUCUAUCUAUCUAUCAGCCUGUUCAUAUCUCUCUCUAUCUAUCUAUCUCUGUUCUAUCUGUCUAGCUAUCUCAGUCUGUUCAUUAUCUGUCCUAUCUCUCUCUGUCUCUAUCUAUCUAUCUAGCCUGUUCAUAUCUGUCUGUCUAUCUUCAUAUGUUCUAUGUCUAUCUAUCUCAGUCUCUCUCUGUCUCUUUCUAUCUAUCUCAGUCCAUUCAUAUCUAUCUAUCUGUCUAGCUAUCUCAGUCUGUUCAUUAUCUCUCUCUUCUCUGUCUCUCUCUAUCUAUCUAUCUAUCUCAGCCUGUUCAUAUCAUCUCUAUCUAUCUAUCUAUCUCUAUCUCAGUCCUGUUUCAUCUAUCUAUCUAUCUCUAUCUAUCUAUCUAUCUAUCUAUCUAUCUCAGUCCAUCCAUUCAUCUAUCUCUAUCUCACUCUGUUCAUAUCUAUCUCUCUAUGUACAUUCAUAUCUGUCUCUCUGCCUAUCUCUCUGUUCAUCAUCUCUGUGUCUAUCUCAGUCUGUUCAUGUCUUUUUAUCUAUCUAUCUCACUAUCUCUCCUGUGUGUCUAUCUCUCUAUCUAUCAGCCUGUUCAUCUCUAUCUAUGUCUAUCUAUCUCAGUCUGUCAUCUCUCUUUUGUCUAUCUAUCUCAGUCCAUUCAUAUCUGUCAUCUGUCUAUCUCUCUCUGUCUCUAUCUCUAUCUCAGCCUGUUCAUUAUCUCUCUCUGUCUCUCUCUAUCUCCAGUCUCUUCAUCUCUCUUUUCAUAGCUAUCUCAGUCUAUCUAUCUAUCUAUCUAUCUAUCUUUCUGUCUGUUUCAUAUCUCUCUCUGUCUAUUAUCUCAGCCUUCCAUUCAUAUCUGUCACUAUCUAGCUUUCUAUCUGUCUAUCUAUCUGUCUCUCUAUCUAGCUAUCUCAGCCUGUUCAUUAUCUGUAUCUCUCUCUCUGGCUAUCUAUCUAUCUCAGCCUGUUCAUAUCUAUCUCUCUGUCUAGCUAUCUCACUUUCUCUCUGUACAUUCAUAUCUGUCUCUCUGGCUAGCUAUCUCCCAGCCUGUUCAUGUCUGUCUCUAUCUAUCUAUCUAUCUCAGCCUUCCUGUUCAUCUCUCUUUUGUCUCUCUCUGUCCUUCAUAUCUAUCUCUGUCUAUCUCAGCCUGUUCAUGUCUGUCUCUCUGGCUUAG